AUGGGGGAAGUAACGGCUGCUUUGAAAGCCGUGGAAGACACCCCGAGGGACGUCCCCCUACGGCUACUCCUCUCCUCAAUGUCUCUGGCCAAACAGCUGGUGACGAAACUGCCCACCUGGGAAGACCAUGGGUGGAUAGGCGUCCAAGGAAGCCUACUAUUCAGAGCACUGGUGAACCAGCUGAGGCAGCGGUGCGCGCCGACAACCCUCGGGAUGGUGUCGUGUGCCAAAGAGUACGAAGUCCGCAACUCAGCCAUAGACCUAGCGAAGGAGCGCUACCUGAGCCAGCGAUCGGUGUCAGUGUCCCCGAAGAUUGAUAGGUCUUUCGACCUCUCUGGAGCGAAACUGGCCACACUCACCCAAGCCAUAGCCUACAAAGGCAUCCUGAGCAAGCGCGGGACGGUGGACCGCCCGCGCACUACUGGACGAGUACGUGCGACGCUGGAGCGAACGAGCAAACCGGGUGACCCGGCUCCACCUGCACAGAUGCUGUGGAAAAGCCUUCGGAAUAGGGAUAUACACAGGCGCAUUGUCGACUUCCUAUGGAAGGGCUUGCACGAUGCGCACAAGAUAGGCGCGUUCUGGGUGCACAUCCCAGGCUACGAGGAUAGGGCCGACUGCCGCCGGUGCGGCGCCCGCGAAUCGCUGGCCCACAUCGUCACGGAGUGCCACCUCCCGGGCCAGGACCUGAUCUGGUCAAUGACUGGUGCGAUGUGGAAAAAGAAGGCAAGGGCCUGGUCUAAACCCUCCCUUGAAGAUGUCCUGGCGGUGGGCCUCGGGCGAUACCCCCGCCCGGCGAACACCAAGCCGAGGGAGGACCUUGCCCGCCUGUGGCGGAUCAUAGUGCCUGAAGCUGCCUACCUAGUCUGGAAGUUACGCUGCGAACGAGUAAUUGAGCAUGCGGAUGACCCGGACUGGACGCACUCCACCCGAGAGAUCACGCGUCGAUGGUAUGCGGCCAUGAACAGACGUCUUCAGCUGGACCUCAUAGCGACACGCAAGAGUUUCGGGCUCUUGGCGAAGUCAGAAUUGAUGGUGAUGGCGACGUGGACAGGCACCAUAGGCGAUGAACAAGGCCUCAUGGAGUACUGGACAAGAUUACCGCGGGUUUUAGUGGGUAUUGACCCGGGCUUCUGUCGUACAGCGAUAGACCCGGGAUGA
Rhodofomes roseus is the source of this 1161-nucleotide messenger RNA. RefSeq lists its product as uncharacterized. The transcript has a single exon. The coding region runs from base 1 to 1161 and encodes 386 amino acids. NCBI's taxonomy places the organism in Eukaryota, Fungi, Basidiomycota, Agaricomycetes, Polyporales, Fomitopsidaceae. The record is from RefSeq and is a predicted model, not a curated record.